Messenger RNA from Scleropages formosus (Asian bonytongue), 4785 nucleotides. It is a transcript of the gene ndrg2, whose product is annotated as NDRG family member 2. The record is from RefSeq and is a predicted model, not a curated record. The coding region runs from base 551 to 1657 and encodes 368 amino acids. NCBI's taxonomy places the organism in Eukaryota, Metazoa, Chordata, Actinopteri, Osteoglossiformes, Osteoglossidae. The transcript has 16 exons.
GACUACUGGCGCCUACCACCGGUUCGGCGGAGGGGGACACAAUGGCGGCGUAGUGCGCCCAAGCGCGAGACCCGCCUUUAAACAUGAAAUAACAGCGCGCAGCGCGAGGACGGCGGAAGUCAAAGACCCCGCCGCCGCCCGGUUCGGGACGAGUUCGACUGCGGCGGUUCGGACGGGUUUAAACCCAAACGGUCUCGAUGAACCCCCACGUACUCCCCCCCCCGCCGAGGUGCUCUUUAAAGUAACUUUCCAAGCCCCCCGCCCCCCCGCGGCUUUUUGAUUGACGGCUCCAUAUUUUCAGUUGGUGUUUCUGUUUUUUUUUCUCCCCCGCGGCUCGAGACAGGACGAAAAAAGACAGCGGAUUUGAAAGGCAAGAAAGACGGGGAGAGACAGGAGGAGUGAAGUGAAAUAUAGAGGAAAACAGCGCGACAGGGAAAAGCAGCGUCUUGUCACACAGCUCUCCUUUUCUAAAAAAAAACACAUUUUUUUUUCCUUUCGGGAUUUAAAUAAAAAAAGAAAAACUUAAGGAGCAGAGAAAAAAUUUGUUGCCAUGACGACCGAAUUGCAGGAAAUUGCCAUCACUGAAGAAAAGCCUUUACUUCCGGGUCAGCCGGACUCAGUUAAGGAGGCAGAGCUAGCUGCUCGAAUACUGCUGGACCAGGGUCAGGAGCACAGCAUUGAGACACCGCACGGGCUGCUUCACGUCACUCUGCAUGGCACGGGGAACACCCGCCGGCCUGCCAUCCUCACCUACCACGAUGUGGGGCUGGAGAGUAAAAGCUGCUUCUCCGCUUUGUUCAAGUUUGAAGAGAUGCAGGAGAUUGUGAAGAACUUCACGGUGGUUCACAUAGAUGCCCCGGGGCAGGAGGAAGGGGCUGCUGCUUACCCAGCAGGGUAUCAGUAUCCUUCCAUGGACCAGUUGGCUGAGAUGAUCCCCUCGGUUCUGCAGUAUUUCAAUUUCCGCAGUGUGAUCGGGAUGGGCAUAGGUGCUGGUGCAUAUAUCCUCUCCAAGUUUACACUGAACAGCCCAGACUUGGUAGAGGGCCUGGUUUUGAUCAACAUUGACAUGAACGCUCGAGGUUGGAUGGACUGGGCUGCACACAAGCUGACCACACUGACGUCCUCCCUCACAGAACAGAUCCUGACCCACCUCUUCAGCCAGGAAGAGCUGUCUGCUAACACAGACCUGCUGCAGAUUCAGAGGGAGCGGCUCUCCAAAUGCACUAAUCUCAGUAACGUGGAGCUCUUCUGGAAGAGUUACAACAGUCGCAGAGAUCUGAACAUCGACCGGAACAGCCCCCUCAAAUGCCCCGUGAUGUUGGUGGUUGGAGACCAGGCCCCCUACGAGGAUGCAGCGGUGGAGUGCAACAGCAAGCUGGAUCCAACAACCACUUCAUUCCUCAAGAUGGCCGAUGGUGGCGGCCUCCCUCAGCUGACCCAGCCCAGCAAGCUGACCGAGGCCUUCAAGUACUUCAUCCAGGGCAUGGGCUACAUGGCGUCCUCCUGCAUGACACGGCUCUCGCGCUCACGCACCACCUCGCUGUCCUCCUCCUACUCCAUGGAGGGCUCUCGCUCCCGCUCCCGCACCCUGUCCCAGAGCUCGCAGGGGGGCCAGCUGCCCCCCAGUCCGUCCCACACCAUGGAGGUGUCCUGCUAAACGUGAUGGGUGCCGAGGGGGGGGAGGGGUGGGGGCAGAUCACAUUCAUUAGCAAUUUUUUUUUUUUUUUUUUGCUUCCCCUGAGAAAUUACAGCAAUAUUUAGUGAGGAGCACUACAUUCAUUAUUCUCAGUCGUUACGAGCGUACAGGUCGACGUAGGGAGGGAAAUGAAUCACCCACACACAGAGCAAGGGAGAGCACCCCCCCCUCCCAGGCGCUGCCAUGCAACAUCAUCUCAUCCUCCUCUUCAUCCCAUACUUGCAGCAAAAGGGGGGGAUGAAUUCCCAACUCUCUCCUCCUCUCUCACUUUUCAGCUAGAUCAUCACUGUGUCUUAAGACAGCCCUUUAACUGUGUGGGCGGCGUCGGUGUGUCCGGGCGCGAAGACAGCCCUUUAAUGUGGCAGACCCAGUGAGGUUGGGCCGUAGCGUUCAGAACUGUCAGACUUAAGCGUAGUCCUGUACAGUUGUAGUUCUUACAAUAAAAUCGAUGGUGAAGACUGACAAUAACAAACAUACAGUGUAGGAAGACAUAGGGGCUUUUAAUAUGAUUAUUAUUGUUAUUCAUAAUAACAAUGAUAAUAAAGUAUAGCAUUAGACAAUAUGGUUCCUUAACUACAAAUUGUUAAGCAAAAACAAAAGAAAAAGUGUUUAACCUGAAUUCUUAGUGUCUGUCUGUCCUACAACAGUAUUUGCUGAGAACUUAAAUAAUGGAAUGUGUGUUUUAAUUUGCUGAUGUUGCCGUAGUGAGGGGCGGCAGGCGUGAGCACGGAGGUGGGUCUGGAGGCAGAGUCUCGGUGUCUGUCUUGGAAAAGCCUAGCCCAUGAAUUUCGAGUGGUCUCUGCCCCGGUUUGCCACCCUUGUAACGCUGUCGUUUUCUGUGACUAAAAUGUGUUCAACUGUGUACGGUUAUCUCCAGAGCUUCCACUUCCUUCUCACGUUCUCCUUUUACGUCUUUCUUUGGCGCAUUAUGUUCAUCUUAUAUUUUUGUGUGGGGUUCUUUGGGAAGUGGGUCGGAACUGAAUUAGUUUGAAGCCGCAUGCAUGAAUAUUGAUUCCGUCUGUAAUUUCACUUCACGAUGUGUGGUUUGGAUCGGCGAGGAAUGUGGAAACAACUGACAGCACAAGGAAGCUGAAUUGUAGAUGGGAAGGACCACGAGGCCUGUGGGAAGGGGGUUGAUGUUGACUUUGGACAAGGAGCUUCUUGAAAGAGUUAAGAAUAAAAUCCACUCUAAAUUCUCCACAGUUGGUGAAGUUACCAGUUUUGGCCUCAGGUGUCAAUGUCUGCCUUCUAACUAGAAGCCUAAAUGAAGUAGAGCUCCUUUUUCAGUAGAGCGUGGAGAUCAUCUGUAUCCCAGCUGCUACCAAGAUUCGAAACCACCUACCUUCUUAAUGCCGUUGGUCCUCCUCCAUUAACCCAAAGGUCUGAUCCUUUCAAAAUCUGUUGUUAAGAGUCAAGACAUGAACUGACAUCCCGGAGGCAUGAUCCAAAUCUGAGAGCCAACGGAAUACGAAAUCUGGAUCCGACCUAGAGCUACGUGUGGCUCUUCGUUGUAGAAAAAGAGACAACUUGUACUACCUGACUCUGGGUGUCAGUUUGUGAGUGUGCACACACAUGUUCCAGUGCCCUUCAGAGCUCUUGUGAGCACAUUCAAAUGUUGAUAACAGAGGAGAGAUAAGAAUAUUGCAUGAGGAGCUGUGAUCAAAUGCAGCAGUUUUCAUGGUAAUGGUUGUGAGCUGGGAAUAGCUAAAAGCUGCUGCUCACAAUAUUGCAGUAGUAAAGUGUGUCCUCCAAAAUUAUUUGCUCAAAUUCCUAGAGAAACAACUUAUCGAAUACCCAGCUUGGAGCAAAUAUCCUCGUCAGUGCCACUGAUGUUCUGCCAAACAUUACCAAGCCAGAGCCCAAACCCAAGUCCUUAGAGACUCCCUCAAGCCAAUACCAGCCCCGAUGCCACUGAUGAUUCCAAAGAGUUGGUGUAACACCAGCCCUAGAGAUGAGCCAUCACUGAUCACUAGUCAGUUAAUUUUCAUGUUACAAUAACAAGUGUGACCUGACUGAUAUGGAACUGCACUUCUGGUCAAAAUGUUGCAGGUUGAAGUUCUCGAAGGUCUCAGCUAUACUACCAGUAAGCUUGGCAAUUGAUGUGAACUGCUUAGGAUAAACAUGAAACUGUAUAAAUACGUAAAUUGUAAAAUUGUAGAGAUAUAAUCUACUCUGGAAAAGCGUCUGCUACGCAAAGACAUAUAAGUAUUAUUAGACAUAAAGCUCACCACUGCCCUGUACUGAAGACACAAUCUAAGGUCCCAAAAGGGGUGCCUUUAGGAAAUACUAGUCUAUUCGCAUGUGUGUGUUUAGCCGACAGAAAUCAUCUUUCGUCCUGAUGUGCAAAUUUACACUUCUUUUUAAAGCCCUGUCUUCUUUACUUAAGUUAAACAGUUUUGAGCACUUAACCCAAUCUAAAUGUGUUCUUGGGGCCUGAGCUGGUGGUGGGGGUGUAAGGAGUGAGCUACGUUGUAAUGUGCAUGUAAAUUAAUGGCUUUAUUAUAGCUGUAGUCGUAACGGUGACCGAUAGCGGAAAUUGUGAUGACGAUGAUUAUGAAUGCAGUGAGGAAGAAUGGUAAGAAGGAGGAAGACUGCACAGAGGCCCCACCGACUGCUGCAGUGGGAUGGGCCAUACAUGUGAAACCCGGGGCCAAUGGUUGGGGCCUGAAGCAGUUUACCAAAUAAUGGAAAUGGGCAGGUAUUAGGAUGCAGUGUUUGGCCGAGCCGUCUGAAUGUAACUGUGUGUCCAGUUUGGGUUUUAUUAUUAUUAUUAUUAUUAUUAUUAUUAUUAUUAUUAUAGAUAAUAAUAAUUUUUUUCUCCUGUUUUCUUUAAUAAGAACGUCUGUUUUUCUCUGUGAUGUGUUUGUUUACUGUCUCUGUCUCCUCACAGGCUAGCCAGUGGUGUGCAAGUUAUUGUGUAACUUUUUGUAGCUUUAGCACUUAAAAGAGGAAGUAAUAUAAUUAACAAAUAACGAUAACAUAAUACAAUCAAAUGGACUUGUGUUGCUAAUUUCUUCUGUGUAAUCUUACAAUGAACAAAAUUUUAAAAAAGAAUAUCUGAAGUACUGCUAAUAAAAGUUGAGAAAGUA